AUGUCCAAGAUCUACACUUCCAAGUCCCUCGACCAUAUCGGGUCCUACUCCGUGGUGCAGGCCACGUUGUCUUACGUCUUAUCGUUCAGACUUGCUAAAGUGCUCACCACCUACUUUUUGGCGAUCACCAACUACUCGCUUGCCGUUGUGCUCGGCAACUUCCCUGCGUUGAGGGACUAUUUGGAGUUCUUCGACGCCAAGUUCGAUGCCAACAUCUUGAAGGUGGUGGACUUGAUUGCAGGCUAUCUUGAAACAUACUAUGUGGGCGCUGUGGACUACGCUUCUUCCUCCUUGAGAAAAUUCGAUGACGCUGUCGCCGAGAACAAGAAGCACAGCCAGGAGGCGUUGACCUCUAUGAAGAAGAACGCUGAGGAUGUUGUGUCGGGCUACUUGAAGCCAGUCAACGAGUAUGCCUCCUCGUCUGUCGACAAGGUUUUGCCCAAGAGCAAGAAGAAGGCCGCCGAGGCCAAGGCCGCCGCUGAGAACGAGAUUUCCAAGUCCAUUGAGAUUGUCAGCGACACUUUCGAGAGAUCGAAGGACUUGAUCCAAUCCAAGUCCUCGGAAAUCUCGAACGCCGUGUACUCUACCUACAACAAGGAGUUCGAGGCUGCGCCAGAGAAAAACUACUACGUGAAGGUUGCAUCUGCCUCUGUCCACACCGGAGUGACCUUGUUGAAGAACGUCAACCACGACAUCAUCCAACCCUUGAAGUCGUCCGCUCAGACCCAGGCUGCCCAAACUGUGGCUGAGGUCGAGAAGAAAGCUGAAGAGGUUGCCACCCAAGCUAAGGACUUUGUUGCAUCCAACGGAAGCGCUCCUGUUGUCAGUGCACUGGCCUAA
Australozyma saopauloensis is the source of this 840-nucleotide messenger RNA. RefSeq lists its product as uncharacterized. Bases 1 to 840 code for a protein of 279 amino acids. Lineage: Eukaryota; Fungi; Ascomycota; Pichiomycetes; Serinales; Metschnikowiaceae. The transcript has a single exon. The record is from RefSeq and is a predicted model, not a curated record.